This is a messenger RNA of Penicillium vulpinum, 282 nucleotides long. RefSeq lists its product as uncharacterized. The transcript has a single exon. The record is from RefSeq and is a predicted model, not a curated record. Lineage: Eukaryota; Fungi; Ascomycota; Eurotiomycetes; Eurotiales; Aspergillaceae. Bases 1 to 282 code for a protein of 93 amino acids.
AUGACCACAUAUCUUGCAACGCCAAAUAGCCACAAAGGGCCCCGAGUUGCAGUCCGAGCAACGCCAGGUCAAGAUGUUGCCAUUGGUAGCCUGAACAAUGGCAAAGACGUGACCGGAACAUUGGUUGGCCAUGUUGAUAUCAAAGACUUGGAAGCUAUUAUAGUUAGAAGUAGCUCAUUUGACCUUCAAGCUCCAGAGGCUCACAUAUUUAAAGUAAAACCCGAGGAAUUGGGAACGUCGAUCACUGAAAGAGCGGAGAAGGGUUCCAAGCACUUGGAUUGA